AUGAGGUUCGUUGCUGUAACGUUCCUGGUUGGUGCUAUUAGCAGUAUAUCUGUAGAAAGCAACUCUGAAGGUGACGCUCUUUAUGCAUGGAAAACUUACCUGACAGACCCCAACAAUGUGCUUCAAAGCUGGGAUCCAACGUUAAACAAUCCUUGCACAUGGUUUCAUGUCACCUGCAACGGCCAAAAUAGUAUUAUAAGAGUGGACCUAGGUGCUGCUAACCUCUCUGGGACUCUGGUACCUCAAUUGGGAAUGCUAAGCAAUCUUCAAUACUUGUAUGUUUCAAAUAAUUCAAUUAGCGGAGAAAUCCCAAGUCAAUUGGGGAACUUGACAAAGCUAGUGAGCUUGGGUCUGGAAAAUAACCAGCUGAAUAGUCAAAUUCCAUCUUCUCUUGGCAAUUUAAAAUCCCUACGAUGGAUGAAAUUGAACAGUAAUAAAUUAUCAGGGGAAAUUCCAAUCUCGGUCUUGAAGCUCAUCUACUGGAGAAAUUUGCAGCUACUGAAUGUGUCCGAUAAUCAAUUGGCAGGGACUGUCCACCACAUUAACUAA
Lycium barbarum (goji berry) is the source of this 549-nucleotide messenger RNA. Its product is annotated as leucine-rich repeat protein 1-like. NCBI's taxonomy places the organism in Eukaryota, Viridiplantae, Streptophyta, Magnoliopsida, Solanales, Solanaceae. The record is from RefSeq and is a predicted model, not a curated record. The coding region runs from base 1 to 549 and encodes 182 amino acids. Gene Ontology annotation, molecular function: protein binding. The transcript has 7 exons.